AUGCCAUUCAAAAUUAUUCAAACGAUUGAAGCCGGGGAAAUUUGCCUUAGUAUUGUACCUAGCGGCUGGGAAGCCAAUGGAAUCUUGCGGUGGCCGAAAAAGCACCUGGUAGGAAAAUUGUCCCAGAUCGAAACAUCCACUGCAGAUGAUAAAUGGGAAAAGAUGAACUGUGUCAGGAAAAGGGAAUUUAAGACACGUGAGGAAGCUGAUGAUGAACUUGAUCGGAUGGAAACACGAAUUGAUACCGAAGUGGAAGAUAUUCCACUGGCACCUCCAAAGAAGCGUGUGCGUCGUGAGCCCUCAAGGAAAGUAUUUGCAGCGAAAGACUUUAACAACCUCUUGGACACUCAAGAAGAAUUUAAAGCGGAAAGCAACGCUGAAUCCAAUCCUGUCAACAAUGCAUGUAUUACAGCUCCUGUGAAUGAUCAACAACUGCUCUAUGUCACGGAAAACGUUCACACGGAGGGAAUAGCAGAACACAAUGAAUCAUCCCAAAUCUUCUUACUGCCUGGUUACGAUGGAAUUAACAAUGGAAACUUGGAAACUGUACUGGUAAAUCAACGUACUAUUCUGGAAAAUCAGUCGAAAAUCAUGCAAGCCCUAGCGAAGAUUCAAACCGGACAGGAAUACGCUAUGACUCAUUGCCAUUACAGUGCGUCCCAAAAUGAUGCUAUUUUGGCUAAACGGCAUGUUCAGCAUGUAUUGUCCCCAGCCGAUUCGGUGGAUGAACUGGAAGCUUUGGAAAGGUCUUUGGAGGAUGAAACACUGAUGCAGCAAUUUUCAUGUGGAAAGAGUUACAUAUGCGGCGUCACUGGCAAAGCUCAAGGAACGGAUGGUUGUUACAAGUUAAUUUAUUACUUUUUCACCCGAAAGUUUCUCACUCAGUGCUCAUGGACAGGAAUGAUGGGACAGGCUGAUGGAAAUUCACAGCAGGAGCCGUCAACUUGUGGAGAUGCUACGACAAAAGUACCAUUGAAAUUCUUCAAAAACACACGUGCGCUGUUUCUGAAUUUGAUUGUACAAGCUGACAAUCAGUUUUCGGAGCUUGAUUGCGACAAAUUCUUCAAAACGAUCCUUAAGAACAGUAAGCAGCGACUCUCCUCAAAGUUCCUGACGUCGAAGCAUAAGAACAGGCCUACAAAAAUGAAGUACAACAAAUCUGGGUCCGUUUCAUCGCUACGCAAGCGUACUACUGCUCCUGCAACGGAGGGCCCUAGUAAGAAGGUCCAAACGGAUGCCAGCACUGCUUCGGAUGACGCAGAAAAUCGCAGCAACCAAUACUCGGUGCUCGGAGUAGAAAACGGCGGUGGUUACACCGCUGAAAUUUUCAAAAAGAGUGGAUUCCCCCGCUGUUUACCCCGAUGA
This is a messenger RNA of Ochlerotatus camptorhynchus, 1365 nucleotides long. RefSeq lists its product as uncharacterized. The record is from RefSeq and is a predicted model, not a curated record. Lineage: Eukaryota; Metazoa; Arthropoda; Insecta; Diptera; Culicidae. The transcript has 3 exons. The coding region runs from base 1 to 1365 and encodes 454 amino acids.